Molecule: messenger RNA, 1007 nt
Organism: Alnus glutinosa
Lineage: Eukaryota; Viridiplantae; Streptophyta; Magnoliopsida; Fagales; Betulaceae
Product: F-box protein CPR1-like
Exons: 1
Coding region: 328-810 (160 amino acids)
Molecular function (GO): protein binding
Source: RefSeq, a predicted model, not a curated record
AACGAAAAACCAAACGUGCAGAAUGUUUGCCAAUGAAUCACUUGCUUAUUUAAACUCAAGUCAACGAGGCUUGACUUGAGAUUUGAGAAUGUCAUCCAGCUAAGGUUCUGUCUCGAGCCUUACGGCAGUCUUCUUCACUUCAAUCAUUUCUCCUCAGCUUUCUCGAUUCUUCUUCUUCCUUUCUCUUCUAUCUUCCUUUCAGGCUUGUUUCUUCAUAGCCAAGUGCCAACGGCUAUCUCUGAAACAUUUAUAACAGAGCCAUCAGGCUCAGUUUGGCAUCAAAACAGAAGAAGGAAGGGCUUUGAGACUUGAGAUACUUCUCCGUCCAUGUCGACUCUCCCGCUGGAGCUAAUCAUCGAAAUACUGCUCCGAUUACCCGUCAAGCCUCUGCUAUGUUUUCAGUGCGUUUCGAAGCCAUGGUACGCGCUAAUCAACGACCCAAAUUUCAUCAAAAUGCAGCUCAAGACCUCCGUAGCGGCCAACAGAGAACAAACGAUCAUUUUCCUGGAGAACAAACUACAACCGCCGCAGGAUUGCUUCUUGGUGCGCUUUAACGAUGACAACCAGUUCGACAGAGCCCUUAAGAUCCGCCAGCCUCUGAGCGAUCUCAAUCAGUACACCCAAAUGUUGCCGUACUGCAACGGACUAGUUUGCAUCCACAACACUAGAAACGAAAUUGGGAUUUGGAACCCAUUAAUCAGACGGUACAAGGAGUUGCCGAUUGAACCGAUAGAAAAACUUUAUGGUUUCCACGACUGUGACGGGUAUGCGCUUUUUGCCUUCAGGCACAAUCCAAUUAACGUCGACUAGAAGGUUAUGAGGAUUGUGAAGUUCCUUAGAUAUAUUGAGGGUGCGAUUCGAAGGGCCUGUGAACUCAAGAUAUAUAGUCUGAGAGUGCAUUCUUGGAAGAGGGUUGAAAUGGAAUGGCCUAAAGCAUUAAUUACUAGUUUGACUCCAAGCACGGCGUUCUUAAACGGUGCUUUCCAUUGGUUGGCUAGGAGACCGUU